AGUUGCCAUGGUGAUUGCACAGCAUUACCAGCCUCAACAGAUUACACCCAUUUAUAUCCUCAACCCCGCUACUUACGAUCAUGGCUUCAGUUUUGGAUGCACUUUGGGAGGACCGAGAUGUCAGAUUCGACAUUACAGCGCAGCAGAUGAAAACUCGACCAGGCGAAGUUCUUAUCGACUGUCUGGACUCGAUAGAAGACACCAAAGGAAACAACGGAGAUAGAGGGCGCCUGUUGGUGACGAAUCUGAGAAUAAUCUGGCAUUCUCUUGCUUUACCAAGAGUCAAUCUUUCCGUUGGCUACAACUCCAUCAUUAACAUCACAACAAGGACGGCCAACUCUAAAUUAAGGGGCCAGACUGAAGCCCUUUACAUCCUGACAAAGUCGAACAACACGCGUUUUGAGUUCAUCUUCACAAAUGUGGUUCCUGGCAGUCCACGGCUUUUUACUUCAGUCAUUGCUGUUCACCGGGCCUAUGAGACCUCCAAGAUGUACAGGGACCUGAAGUUGCGAGCUGCUCUAAUUCAAAACAAGCAGCUGAGACUGUUACCGCGUGAGCAGGUUUACGACAAAAUUAAUGGCGUGUGGAAUCUGUCAAGUGAUCAGGGCAAUCUCGGGACCUUCUUCAUCACCAACGUUCGGAUUGUGUGGCACGCUAACAUGAAUGAGAGCUUCAACGUCAGCAUCCCGUACCUCCAGAUUUGGUCCAUCCGGAUAAGAGACUCCAAGUUCGGUUUGGCUUUGGUGAUAGAAAGUUCCCGUCAGAGUGGAGGCUACGUGCUGGGAUUUAAGAUUGACCCCGUGGAUAAGCUUCAAGAUGCCCUGAAGGAAAUCAACUCCUUACACAAGGUUUACUCCGCCAACCCCAUCUUUGGAGUGGACUAUGAGAUGGAGGAAAAGCCUCAGCCGUUGGAGGAGCUGACUGUGGAACAAGCCCCUGAUGAUGUGGAAAUUGAACCCGAUGAGCAGACGGACGCAUUUACGGCAUACUUUGCUGAUAGCAACAAGCAACAAGAUCGGGAGCCUGUUUUUUCAGAGGAGCUGGGUCUGGCUAUUGAAAAACUGAGGGAUGGCUUCACACUUCAAGGACUUUGGGAAGUUAUGAGUUGAACUGUUUAUAAAAUCUAGAUAUUUGUAUAGAAUGAAUGUUGUUUCAUAACAAUCAGAUGUAGAGUUGUACAGUUAUUUAUUCUUGUUCCUGUGUUUGAUCAGAGGUACGUAAAUCGGAGGUUGUCGUUUGAAUAAAUAAGUCCAUGUUA
This is a messenger RNA of Synchiropus splendidus (mandarinfish), 1258 nucleotides long. It is a transcript of the gene bbs5, whose product is annotated as Bardet-Biedl syndrome 5. The record is from RefSeq and is a predicted model, not a curated record. NCBI's taxonomy places the organism in Eukaryota, Metazoa, Chordata, Actinopteri, Syngnathiformes, Callionymidae. Gene Ontology annotation, cellular component: BBSome; ciliary basal body. Gene Ontology annotation, biological process: intracellular transport; cilium assembly. The transcript has 12 exons. Gene Ontology annotation, molecular function: phosphatidylinositol-3-phosphate binding. Bases 81 to 1109 code for a protein of 342 amino acids.